This is a messenger RNA of Piliocolobus tephrosceles (Ugandan red Colobus), 3992 nucleotides long. RefSeq names its product CD96 molecule (gene CD96). Bases 162 to 1892 code for a protein of 576 amino acids. The record is from RefSeq and is a predicted model, not a curated record. The transcript has 15 exons. Gene Ontology annotation, biological process: cell-matrix adhesion; inflammatory response. Lineage: Eukaryota; Metazoa; Chordata; Mammalia; Primates; Cercopithecidae.
GUCUACGUUUCAUUUCCUGGGGGCUUGCCAAGUGAUAAACAGACCCAGGCGUGUGUGGUAGAUUUGGGUUUUUUUAGCACGAAGUGGGUGGCUGGGGUUUGCUUGAAAACAUCGACUUUGGGAUCAUUACGGAAAUGCUGGUGUAAGGUGUUCAGAAGACAAUGGAGAAAAAAUGGAAAUACUGUGCUGUCUAUUACAUCAUCCAGAUACAUUUCGUCAAGGGAGUUUGGGGAAAACCAUUCAACACAGAAGAAACCAUUUAUGCUACACUUGGCUCUGAUGUCAACCUGACCUGCCAAACACAGGCGAUAGGCUUCUUGGUGCAGAUGCAAUGGUCCAAGGUCACUGAUAAGGCAGACCUGAUUGCUCUUUAUCAUCCCCAAUAUGGCUUCCACUGUGCCUAUGGGAGUCCCUGUGAGUCACUGGUGACCUUCACAGAAACUCCUGAGAAUGGGUCAAAAUGGACUCUGCACUUAAGGAAUAUGUCUUCUUCAGUCAGCGGAAGGUACGAGUGUAUGCUUACUCUGUAUCCAGAGGGCAUGCAGACUAAAAUCUACAACCUUCUCAUUCAGACACACGUUACACCAGAUGAGUGGAAAAGCAACCAUACAAUCGAAAUAGAGAUAAAUCAGACUCUGGAAAUACCAUGCUUUCAAAAGAGCUCUUCAGAAAUUUCAUCUGAGUUCACCUAUGCAUGGUUGGUGGAGGAUAAUGGAACUCAGCAAACACUUAUAUCCCAAGAUCACCUCAUCAGCAGUUCCACAUUACUUAAAGAUAGAGUCAAGGUUGGUACAGACUACAGACUCCACCUCUCUCCAGUCCAAAUCUUCGAUGACGGGCGGAAGUUCUCUUGCCACAUUAGAGUCGGUCGUGACAAAAUCUUGAGGAGCUCUACCACAGUCAAGGUUUUUGCUAAACCGGAAAUCCCCAUGAUUGUGGAAAAUAACUCCACGGAUGUCUUGGUAGAGAGAACAUUUACCUGCUUACUAAAGAAUGUAUUUCCCAAAGCAAAUAUCACAUGGUUUAUAGAUGGAAGUUUUCUUCAUGAUGAAAAAGAAGGAAUAUAUAUUACUAAUGAAGAGAGAAAAGACAAAGAUGGAUUUCUGGAACUGAAGUCUGUUUUAACAAGGGUACAUAGUAAUAAACCAGCCCAAUCAGACAACUUGACCAUUUGGUGUAUGGCUCUGUCUCCAGUCCCAGGAAAUAAAGUGUGGAACACCUCGUCAGAAAAGAUCACUUUUCUCUUAGGUUCUGAAAUGUCCACAACAGACCCUCCACCGACUGUUAUAGAAUCUGCCCUUGACACUCAACCUUCUCCAGCCAGCAGCGUUUCUCCUACAAGAUAUCCAGCUACAUCUUCAGUGACCCUUGUAGAUGUGAGUGCCUUGAGGCCAAAUACUACUUCUCAAUCCAGCAGUUCCAGUGUGACUACCCGAGACUUCAACUACCCCUGGACCUCCAGUGGGACAGAUGCCAAAAAAUGCACGUUCAGGCCAGCAACAGCAUUUUCACGGAUACCUAGUGAAACAUACAGUUCAUCCCCCUCAGGUGCAGGCUCAACACUUCAUGACAAUGUCUUUACCAGCACAACCAGAGCAUUUUCAGAAGUCCCCACAACUGCCAAUGGAUCUACGAUAACUAAUCACAUCCAUAUCACUGGUAUUGUGGUCAGUAAGCCCAAAGAUGGAAUGUCCUGGCCAGUGAUAGUAGCAGCUUUACUCUUUUGCUGCAUGAUAUUGUUUGGUCUUGGAGUGAGAAAAUGGUGUCAAUACCAAAAAGAAAUCAUGGAAAGACCUCCACCUUUCAAGCCACCACCCCCUCCUAUCAAGUACACUUGCAUUCAAGAGCCCAACGAAAGUGAUCUGCCUUAUCAUGAGAUGGAGACCCUCUAGUCUCGUGAGACUUUGCCCCAUGGCAGAACUCUGCUGGAAUCCUAUUGAGAAGGUGGACAUUGUGCUUUAUUAAUAUAGUCGCUCUUCAGCCACGCCUUUGCUGCAGCUGAAAUGGAAGUCAGAAGUGAGUGACCUGUUUUCCCAGCAACUCACCCCCCUUCAUCUCCAAAUGCCUGAAGCUUAACCAAGAGUGAGAGGAUAUGUCAUGUUCACACUCAAUGCAAUUUGUAGUGGUUUUCUUGCUUAUGUAAGAAGUACACAUUAGGCUGCCAUCAUCAAAAAAAUACAGUAUUUUCAUUUAAAUUCUCUGAGGGAGGGACAACAAUGGUUUCAAGUGUAUGCCUAUGCCUGAUCCUCUUAUUUGAACAUCUAUCAACAUUGUAAACUCUUUGCCAAAAUCCUGGGGCUUUGUUGCAUUCCCUAAGAUAAUCAUUAUAGGAAAAAGAAUAUGUAAAAGUUCUAACGAGGCUGCCAAGUAAUGGAGAAGUAUUGUUAGUCUUCAUAUUGAAAUUCUGUUGUUUAUUUUCAUGGACAGAAAACAGAAACUUUGCACAGGAACCACAUUUGCAAUCCUCCUUCACUGUAUUCCCACCAUGUUCAGCCCAGACUCCUGCCAUGUGGACCAGGAUGAAGAGGGAUCAAACAGAUAAUUAGCCAACAACCAAGUAACCUAGAAGAUAUAAAACUCCACUGGCCUCUAAAAUUAUAUUAGCCAAGAGUGGUUUCAUCUGAGUGCCUUCGUGUGUAUGUCCAUCAAACUGGUACCAAACUGUUUUGUAAGUAAACAGGCAGCCUACGUCCAACCCUACUCAUCUAAUUCCUGUUUUUCUCUUUUUCAUCUGGGGACUUUCCUGUUUGUUUAACCUGCCUGUUUUGAUCUGUUUUGAAAAAGAGAAAUAGCCUUAAAUCAGAUCAGCACUGAUUAAUUGACCCUGCUCCUACCAAUCUUUUACAGAACAGUUGAAGCAGAAUGUGCAGGUGUCAGAGAAGAAAUCUAGUCAGCCAGACGUGUUCUGUAUUCAGCAACAGUUUGUGAGGGAAUAAAUGACUAAUCCUCCUCGUCUCUUGAAACCUUCCCACACUCCCUGCUCCAGGAGGGAAAAACAGAUGUUGUUGACAGAUAGUGAUAGGCAAAUUCUGUGUGGACUUUAGUCUCAAAAGGAAACUUCCGUUCACUUGCAGUAUGCUUAUCCCUGACUGCACAUGAGAAUACCUUGUGCAGAGUUAUUUGGAGAUUAUGUCUUUUUCUUAAAUACCAUGGUUGUCACACUUCAGUUUAAUUAAAUCAGAAUGUCUGAGGAGUGAGGCAUAGGCAUCAGCACUCUCAGAUGAUUCACAUGUUCAGCAAAGUUGAGAACCAUCGAGCCAGUGGAAGUUCUUUCUCAUCACUCAGAAUCUUAGGUAGGUGCUUAACUCUUGUGGUGGCCAGCCUCCAAGAUGAGCCCCAAUGUUUGUGCCUCCUACUAUUCACACCCUUAUACAGUUCCCUCUGAUGCUGAAUACGAUGAUUUGUAUAACCUGGGGCCAGGAUUAAGGUGAGGCAAUCAAUGUAUCUAGGGAAAAAAAUUUAAGGAGGUAUUCACACUCAGGGUCAUGCACUUGCACAAUGUUGAGAUGGAGUACCAGUCUCAUCCUUGGUAUAGCCAAAAAAGCUUAGAAAUGACCAAGGCUAGGUCACAAAAUAUACUGUGGCUUCCACUUUGAUCUCUCUUUGACCACUGACACUGGGAAAAGUCCAUUCCCAUGCCAUGAAGACACCCAGGCCGUCCUAUUGAGAAAUCUACCUGUCAAGGAACUGAGGUAUUUUGCUAAUAAGCACCAACUUGCCAGCCAUGUAAGGGAGCCAUCUUGGAAGCAGAUUCUCCAGCCUCCGGUCAAGUCUUCAGAUAAUUGCAACUUCAACUGAUCUUUUGACCAAGACCUAAAGAGAGCCAGAACUACCCAGCUAAGCCUUUUUCUAAACUUCUGAACUUCUAACACUAUAAAAUAAUAAGUGCUUGUUGUUUAACACGAUUAAUUUUGAGUAUAAUUUGUUAUAUAGCAAUAGAUUACUGAAAUACAGCUCAACAACUAGAAAAAUAAACGGUUUACCUGCCUUAA